This is a messenger RNA of Uncinocarpus reesii 1704, 1026 nucleotides long. RefSeq lists its product as uncharacterized. Gene Ontology annotation, cellular component: cytoplasm. The transcript is spliced from 2 exons. Gene Ontology annotation, biological process: transsulfuration. The record is from RefSeq and is a predicted model, not a curated record. Bases 1 to 1026 code for a protein of 341 amino acids. Gene Ontology annotation, molecular function: carbon-sulfur lyase activity; pyridoxal phosphate binding. Lineage: Eukaryota; Fungi; Ascomycota; Eurotiomycetes; Onygenales; Onygenaceae.
AUGCCACUGCGGCGAUCCAUGCCGAUGACCCCCUCAAUCUGGUCUCAGACGUUGCGCCGCCACUACACGUCUCGACAACAUUUAGAUACUCCAACAAUCCGGAAGACCUCAUUCCCUGCCCUGAGUGCCGCGCUGGUCUUCUUCAACCCCAAGCACAUCUCCAUCGGCAAUGGAUACCACGGCAGCCAUGGCGUCAUCAGCAUCAUUUCCCGCCUCACCGGCCUCAAGAAGCUGGACCUCGACUGCCCCGCAGAGCAGUUGGAAAAGGGCGACGUGGUCCUGCUGGAAACGCCCGUGAAUCCGUACGGGACGUCGUUUAAUAUCAAAGCAUAUGCGGACAAGGCUCAUGCGCGCGGGGCGUAUCUGCUGGUGGAUAGUACGUUUGGGCCGCCCGGGUUGCAGGAUCCAUUCCUGUGGGGGGCGGAUAUGGUGAUGCACUCUGGCACAAAGUAUCUGGGGGGGCAUAGCGAUAUGCUCUGCGGCGUGUUGGCGACGAAGAAUAAAGAGUGGAGGGAGAGAUUGCUCAAUGAUAGAGCUUACUUGGGGAACGUGAUGGGGAGCAUGGAGACCUGGCUAGGCGUGCGCAGCUUGAGGACUUUGGAAGUCAGAGUCCAGAGGCAGAGUGAGAAUGCCACAGCACUGGUGAAGUUUUUGCACGAUGCACUGAAGACGUCGGGGUCAGGCAAUGGCUCUACGGACAUUGUCCAAGCUACUGUGAAGGAGGUGGUUCAUUCGAGUUUGCAGGAGAAGGAUAUGGAGUGGUUAUCGAAGCAGAUGCCCGGUGGGUUCGGGCCGGUUUUCUCGAUUAUACUCAAGGAAGAGCGCAUGGCGCGAGUGCUUCCAACAAAGUUGAAGUUCUUUCAUCAUGCCACGAGCCUUGGCGGUGUCGAAUCUCUGAUUGAAUGGCGUGCGAUGACGGAUUCGACUGUUGAUCGAAAGCUUUUGAGAGUGAGUGUGGGCUUGGAGCACUGGGUUGAUCUCCGGGAUGACUUGGUGGCUGGGCUGAAGACUUGCUUGGACGGAUGA